AUGCUGCGCGCCCGCAAGAUCCUAGGCUAUGUCGCCGACCGUAUCGAGCCCGCACAAGAUCCCGCUACAGCCAUGCCGCCAGAAGAAUACCUCGAGCUCUACUGCAAUAAUCAACUUAUUCCAGCGAAAAUGACCCUGGCAACCAUCCGCACACACAUCUGGCGAGGCGGUGGUGAUGUCUUGUUGCACUACAAGUCCAAUGGCAAGAGAAGGAUUCUGCACUCUGCAGAGACUUUUGAAUCCGCUGCUCCAGAAGAUGCUGACGCUUCUCAACCUGCUGCAUCCAACAGUCCUCCUAUGGCACUAUAG
Aureobasidium uvarum is the source of this 309-nucleotide messenger RNA. The record is from the annotation of a GenBank genome assembly. Lineage: Eukaryota; Fungi; Ascomycota; Dothideomycetes; Dothideales; Saccotheciaceae.